Messenger RNA from Parnassius mnemosyne (clouded apollo), 906 nucleotides. Lineage: Eukaryota; Metazoa; Arthropoda; Insecta; Lepidoptera; Papilionidae. The record is from the annotation of a GenBank genome assembly.
AUGUCAGCAAAUAAAGUUUUAAUUGGCGGAGGCACAGGAUUUAUAGGACAAAACUUACGAAAAUUGCUUUCUACCACUGGUUAUAAUAUUGUGAAUGUAUCACGUAUGCCUGGAGCCAAUAAUGUAUCCUGGUCGACUAUAGAAAAUUCUGGCUUACCACCUAAUACAAAGGCAGUUGUUAAUUGCGCAGGACAACAAUUUAUGGACUUCACUAAGAGUUGGACGCCUGGAUUCAAACAAAAUGUCCAGAACUCACGUAUUUAUACAACAAGAGCAUUAUCACAAGCCAUCAAUGAGAGUAACGAUAAACCUAAAGUAUUUGUUUUGGUAACCGGAGUUGGUGCUUACGAACCUUCUAAUACUAUAAAAUAUGAUGAAUGCAGUCCUACUACUGGAACUGAUUUCUUUUCACAACUCUUAGUGGAAUGGGAAAAGGCUGCAAAUGUAAAUCCACCAGUGAGAUUAGUCAUAAUCCGGUCUGGAGCUGUCAUUGGUCGUGAUGGAGGAAUGAUAAAGAAUAUGAUUGUGCCAUUUUUCUUUGGUCUAGGUGGUAGACUGGGAUCUGGUAAGCAGUAUUUGCCUUGGAUUCAUAUUGAUGAUCUCGUUGGACUAAUAAAAUUCGCUAUAGAAAAUGAAGAGGUCAAGGGAAUUUUGAACGGCGUAGCACCGCAAGUUAUAACGAACGAACAGUUUACUCAGUCGUUCGCGAAAGCAAUGGGCAGACCAGCAUUUUUUCCGGUUCCUGAAUCAGUGUUAAACUUUUUGCUACAUCCUGAACGAGCCAUGAUUGUGACCAAAGGCCAGCAUGUUGUACCGAAAAGGGUACUCGAAUAUGGAUUUAAAUAUCAAUAUGAUAAUAUUGAUGAUGCUUGCAAAGAAUGUGCUCAUCUGUUUCCCAAGAAAUAA